AUGCCCUUGUCGUCGUUCUACGAUAUCGGCACAGUCUUCCUCGCCGUGAUCAUCGUCUGUACGGCUGCCGGCAGAUUUGCUCGCCUCAUGGCCCCUCGUGCGCAUGCAGAGCGAGAAGAGGACAAGCUUGACCGUAACCCUUCCUUGAAGCUACCACAGAAGCCACCCAAAGAAUCUCCUCAUGCUCCCUCCUCGUGUGCUCAGCCCAGACUGCAGGCGCAAAGAGCUAUGCUCCUUUCCUCAUGGACGCACACGCCUAAGCCGAGAUUCGAAAAGAGAUAUCCGCUGAGCAGCUUACCCUCGUCACGUGUGGCUGUACAUUUCAAUGCGCGAGUAGCCCUGUCAGACGAGCUCCUUAGCAGCAUCAGUGCGGGCGUGCUCAAUCGACUCGAGCACACGGCCGUGCGGCCAAUAUCGAUCCGCCAUGUGGAGAUGCGCGCCAUCAGAUCAGCGGGGACAUUCAUCGCUGCUCGGAUACAGCUCACAUCGGCACCAAACGAGACAGCAUAUGACCGCGAAUCGCGUUGUAUACGAAGCUUGAUCGAUCCGAGCAAGCCCAUCCUGCGCUCUAUGAUCGCCAAUGCUGUCGUCACAGCUGCUACACUGACACCGGCCGCGCUGGACGCCAUGGACAACAACGAUCCCAUGAUGGCUGCCAAUAUCUCGGCUGCUUUCAGUGAUAUUUCGGACAACACUGCCAAACAGGCUAUACACGAGGCUAUUCUCGACCUGUUGGAUGCGCACUGGACGGAGCCGACAGAGGAGAUCAAGUCUAGGAAGCCAAGAUGAAGU
This is a messenger RNA of Mixia osmundae IAM 14324, 792 nucleotides long. RefSeq lists its product as uncharacterized. The transcript has 2 exons. NCBI's taxonomy places the organism in Eukaryota, Fungi, Basidiomycota, Mixiomycetes, Mixiales, Mixiaceae. The record is from RefSeq and is a predicted model, not a curated record. The coding region runs from base 1 to 789 and encodes 262 amino acids.